Molecule: messenger RNA, 3667 nt
Organism: Pelodiscus sinensis (Chinese soft-shelled turtle)
Lineage: Eukaryota; Metazoa; Chordata; Testudines; Trionychidae
Source: RefSeq, a predicted model, not a curated record
AAUCAGUGCAGGAGAAACCUGGAGGGACAAAGCAUCAUCUCAUCUUUGGACUGCAUUGUAAAAUCCUAUAGCUCUUUCAUCCUAGCCAUGCUCUGAUAGAUUUUUCCCUGUUCUUUUUCUCAUUUUGGUGUGAACGAUAAAGUGAUCUGAUGAUGGCUCUCGUUAUGGAACCUAUUAGCAAGUGGACGCCCAAGCAAGUAGUGGAUUGGAUGAAAGGCCUUGAUGACUGCCUCCAGCAAUACAUUAAAAAUUUUGAAAAGGAAAAAAUCAAUGGAGAACAGCUGCUGCACAUCACUCAUCAAGAACUUGAAGAACUGGGAGUCACUCGCAUUGGACACCAAGAAUUGAUCUUAGAAGCAGUUGAUCUGCUUUGUGCAUUGAAUUAUGGUCUGGAGACUGAAAACCUGAGAACGCUCUCUCACAAGUUGAAUGCCUCAGCCAAAAAUCUUCAGAACUUUAUAACGGGUAGAAGGAGGAGUGGCCAUUAUGAUGGCAGGGCCUCCAGAAGACUGCCAAAUGAUUUUCUUACCUCUGUUGUUGACCUGAUUGGUGCUGCCAAGAACUUGCUUGCCUGGCUGGACAGGUCUCCAUUUGUUAGUGUGACAGAAUAUUCACUGCUGAAAAACAAUAUUGUUCAACUGUGCCUGGAAUUAACAACCAUUGUGCAACAGGAUUGCACGGUAUAUGAAACAGAAAAUAAAAUUCUUCAUGUGUGUAAAACUCUGUCUGGAAUCUGUGACCACAUUAUCUCUCUCUCAUCUGACUCCCUGGUGUCUCAGUCAGCACAUCUUGAAGUAGUUCACCUUACUAGUAUUCUGCCCAGUGAGGGCUUGGGGAUGUAUAUUAAGUCAACAUACGAUGGGCUGCAUGUAAUCACCGGGACUACUGAAAAUUCUCCUGCUGACCAGUGUAAGAAGAUCCAUGCAGGGGAUGAGGUGAUCCAGGUCAACCAUCAAACUGUGGUUGGCUGGCAGUUAAAGAACCUUGUUAAUGCAUUGCGGGAAGACCCAAAUGGAGUGAUCUUAACCUUGAAGAAACGUCCUCAAAACACCUUGGUUUCUGCUCCUGCACUUCUGAAGAAUGUGAGGUGGAAGCCUUUGGCCCUUCAGCCUGUGAUUCCAACCAGCCCAACAAGCAGCUCUACAACUCCAACCAGCACAAUGGGCAUGUCCUCAAAAAUUGACAGCUCUGCUCUCCAGGACAUUUUCAUCCUCUCUCCCAUGUCAGGACUUUAUAGCCCAAGGGAUGAAGUUGGAAUCGUGUCUUGUCACGACAUCAGCAAAUAUGGAAAGUCUGGAAUGAAAGGCUCUGAGUCACCCAGCUACUUUCUGGAGCAUGAAAGUGGAAAGUAUUAUACAUUAAUCGAAGGUGAGGGCCAUCCAAUGGGCUCUGAGUUUGAGAGAGGCAGAACCACAGGAGUUCGGAGAAGGGAAAAGACACCCACUCAUGGUGACUUGAGGCCUGUUUCUAUGCCUACAGAGUUCAGCUGGAUAGGGGAGUCAAAAGAACCAAACAUGUACAAAAGAGGUAGUCGAGACUCGGAGAAUUCACUCCUUCGAUACUUGAGUGAUGACAAGAUCUUGGUGAUCCAAGAAGAGCCUUUGACACAGAAAGACAACAAAAGAGACACAGGCCGCAGGUCAAGGAAAAAGGGCAAAAACACAAGUAACUUGAACUAUCCAAUUACCCCAUCAAUGUUGACAUCUGCUGUUAGUGUCAGGCUUGAACCUGGGCAGCAAGAUGUCCUGAAUUUCUCACUAGCUGAAAGCAACACCGUUCCACUUUAUCACAGAGCAGGGGAGACAAUUGGUGGAGAUUCUGAAAGGUACGCUAGUUCUGCCAGUGACCGUCAAGGGAGCACAUCCAUGAGGAAGUCCUUCCACUACGCCUCUCUGAGGGUAAAAACCAAAAAAUGGUCCAAAGGGAGCUCUCUGACUAGUGGGAGCAGAAGGCGGAUUUCCUGCAAAGACUUGGGCCAUGGAGAUUGUGAAGGCUGGUUGUGGAAGAAAAAAGAUGCCAAAGGAUACUUUACACAGAAAUGGAAAAAAUAUUGGUUUAUUCUGAAGGAUUCUUCACUGUACUGGUACACAAAUCAGAAUGAUGAAAAAGCAGAAGGAUUCAUCAGUUUACCUGAGUUCAGAAUAGAUAGAGCUAUCGAAUGCAGAAGGAAACAUGCCUUCAAAGCAUGCCACCCCAAAAUUAAGAGCUUUUACUUUGCAACCGACUGCCUUGAAGAAAUGAAUAGAUGGAUGAACCGUCUGGGUCUUGCAGCCAUUGGUUAUACUCCUGAUGACAAGGAUAUUCGGCCAGAUGAAGAUUACUGGAGUGAAAGUGACCAGGAUGAUAUUGAUGGCUCUCUAACCCUGAAACAAGAAGGCCCAUCAACACUGUGUGAUAUCUACCACCGAACACUCUCAGUGAAUUCUUCAAGUCCAUUCCCUGAACCCAAACAUGGUAGACACUUUUCAAGUGAAUCUACUUACUCCUAUUCUUCUGCAGAGGAUUCCCGACAAGAUGCCACAGGAAGUACACACUCGUCAGGAUGUAGACCUCCAUAUCGAGAAAGGCGCUCAUGGCAAGAUCUGAUAGAGACCCCCUUAACUAGUUCUGGCCUCCAUUUUCUUCAGACAGUUCCUCCUGACCCAGAAUACGUGAGUGGCCGACCUGGAAUGUCACCAGAGAGGCGAAGACAGGCAACAUUACCAGUCCAAAGACGUCACAAUCAUGAACGAGAUGGACCUUUCCCUUUGGUGGAGUGGCAAAGAGGAUAUAGUUCUCAUAAUAGGCCCCAGAAGCAACGUAGUCAAAGCCUUCCACGAAACAGAGAUGUCAGGAGUAAAGGGCAUGUAAAGUCUUCAGGCAUAUCAGAAGAGAAGCCUGAAGGGAAACUUCUUAUAAAAAAGCAAAAUAGUUUCUGUGAAGAAGAAAACAUAAAGGAAAUCAGGGAAGGUACAGAUGGUCUACAAGAGUUAUACAAGUCUUUGGAACAAGCCAGCUUGUCAGCCUUUGGAGAGCAGCGUCCAUCUACCAAGCAAGAAUUCCGGAAGUCUUUUGUAAAGAGGUGCAAUGAUCCAGUUAUCAAUGAAAAACUUCAUCACAUCAGAGUUCUCAAGAGCACUUUAAAAGCAAAGGAAGGGGACCUGAUAACUAUCAACAAUCUUCUGGAUGAUCCCAGCUUGACAUCAAAGAAGUUCAAAGAGUGGAAGCUAAAGAACUAUGAUUUUUUUCUGGACAUUUGUGAGUACAGCACUGCUCUGAAUCCUCAAAAUGGAGCCUCUGAACUUACGUCCCCAGCACCACUGCUGACACACACACAUUCAUUCAUUGAAACACAUGUCUGACAGGACCGGCAUCAUGAACACUUGCUGAGUGCCGUGAGAAAUCCAAUAUGACAAACACUGUAAUAUUUGUAAAUAACGUACUCAGCAGUAUUGUAAAUAACUUGGGUAAAAGAAUAGUGCCACAGGAUGCCUACUACAUUGCAUGAUAAGACAGUAUUAUUCUGUUCUGAAUUAUUUUAUUUGCUAUUAUCGACCGAUAUGCGUGUCAAAUUCUGCAUUAGAAAGGAGCAGUGCAGAAGUGUAACGGAAAUAAAUGCCAGUAUAUUUAUUUAAGGACUCUACUAAAGCUAUGCUUAUAGUAAUGAGUUCUUACAACCAUUUUAUAU